AUGAAGCUCACCCCAUCCUUCCUGGGAGCCGCCCUCGCGGGUACGGCCCUGUCCGUGUCGGUGCCCCGUUCCGCGUCGCACGUCAUCCAGGACGAGUCGAGCUACGACUACAUCGUCAUCGGCUCCGGUCCGGGCGGCGGCCCCCUAGCCGUCAACCUGGCCACCGCCGGCCACAGCGUCCUCCUCCUGGAGGCGGGCAAGAACAAGACCGACACCUACAACCAGCGCAUCCCCGUCUUCUUCGGCGAGGCCCAGUGGGACACGGAGCAGGGCUGGUGGUUCUACACCAAGAACUACCUGGACGAAGAGCAGAACGCGCGGAGCACCAAGGUGGUGUGGGAGAAGCCCGACGGCGGCAAGUGGGUCGGCCUCGACGCGCCCGAGGGCUCCAAGCAGCUGGGCCUGUGGUACCCGCGCGCCGGCACCCUGGGCGGCUGCGACACCCACAACGGCGGCCUGACCGUCCGCCCCUCCGACUGGGACUGGGACAACAUCAAGGACAUCACCGGCGACGAAAGCUGGGGCCACGAGCACAUGCUGCACUACUUCCAGCGCAUCGAGCGCAACACCUACCUGCCCUACAACGCCUCCGGCCACGGCUUCAGCGGCUACCAGCCCAUCGGCGUCGGCAACAAGACUCUCAUCGAGCGGGAGCCCCAGGUCCUCGCCAUCGGCCAGGCCUCCGCCGCCGCCCUCGGCUACGAGGACCGCGCCGCCAGCACCGACUGGGACGUCGUCGCCAACUGGGACAUCAACGCCGACACCCCCGACCGCGACAGGCAGAACGACGUCUACCAGAUCCCCUUCAAGCGCGGCGAGAACAUGGAGCGCUACAGCGCCGGCAACCGCGUCAACGACGGCGUCCGCCAGAAGAUCCCCCUGACCGUCCAGUUCGACAGCUUCGUCACAAAGGUCGUCCUCGACUCCGACAACAGGGCCACCGGCGUCGAGUACCUCAAGGGCGAGAAGCUGUACCGCGCCGACCCCCGCUCCACCAAGAACAGCACCGGUAUCCCCCACGCCGUCCGGGCCAACAAGGAGGUCAUCGUCUCCGGCGGCACCUUCAACACCCCUCAGAUCCUCAUGCACAGCGGAAUCGGCCCCGCCGACCACCUCAGGGAGCACGGCAUCCCCGUCAAGAUCGACCUCCCCGGCGUCGGCCGCAACCUCCAGGACCACUACGAGGUCCCCAUCAUCCAGGAGCUCCCCAAGAACUUCACCUUCUUCGGCGAGUGCACCUCCCCCGAGACCGUCGACAGCAACCCCUGCUUCCGCCAGUGGCGCGAGGGUGGCGGCCCUUGGGCCACCCUCGGCUUCUUCGAGUUCGUCCUCUGGACCUCGUCCGUCGCCCCCCGCGGCGAGCGCGACAUCAUCCUCUACGGCACCGGCACCGCGGUCACCGGCCACGUGCCCCCCUACACCAACGCCACCAAGCUCUCCCUCGGCAGCAACUACUACACCUACACCAUCUCCGAGUCCCACCCCCACAACCGGGCCGGCCGCAUCCUCCUCAACUCCGCCGACCCUCUCGACGUCCCCGACAUCAACUUUGAGUACUUCCACGACGGCGGCGACAACGACAUCCAGGCCAUCGUCGAUGCCAUCGAGUUUACCCGCAAGAUCUUCGACUCCCUCCCCGGUGGCCCCAACGCCACCCUCGGCGAGGCCUUCCCCGGCCGCCACAUCAAGACCCAGGAGCAGCUGCGCCAGUACGUCCGCGACGAGGCCUACGGCCACCACGCCAGCGGUACCUCCUCCAUCGGUGCCGACGACGACCCUCUGGCCGUUCUCGACUCCAGGUUCAGGGUCAGGGGCGCCAAGAACCUUCGUGUUGUGGACGCUUCCGUCUUCCCUACCACUCCCGGCACCUUCCCUCUUAUCAGUUGGUUCAUGAUGAGCGAGAAGGCCAGCGACACCAUCUUGCAGGAUGCCGCAGAUGUAUUCAAACUGAUCGGGGUUUAA
Messenger RNA from Geosmithia morbida, 1962 nucleotides. RefSeq names its product choline dehydrogenase. The record is from RefSeq and is a predicted model, not a curated record. The transcript has a single exon. Gene Ontology annotation, molecular function: flavin adenine dinucleotide binding; oxidoreductase activity, acting on CH-OH group of donors. The coding region runs from base 1 to 1962 and encodes 653 amino acids. Lineage: Eukaryota; Fungi; Ascomycota; Sordariomycetes; Hypocreales; Bionectriaceae.